AAACGGAAAACAGCGGGCUCGUUUGAAAGAAGGAAAGCGUUCUGGUAGUUAUUGACAACGGUGUGACUCACAGAGGAAGUUUGUUUGUCUUUGUAGAUAAGACUACAAAUAUUACUUUUAAUGGAUACCGUAACGUCUUUGCUGAGACUCAUCCGUUGAAGCACGCAGUGUCGUUGUUAUGACAUAAAGCGGAAGGCUGUCAACAGCAAACAAGAAGCAGAAAAUAUGAAUGUUUUUUCAGUGGCUAACGUUAGCUAAGAUAGCUACAGUAGCGCUGCUGCUGUAAGGCUUCUUCUACAGUGUCGAUAUCUGCCUGGUUAACAAGUUAUCGAAACGGCCUCCAAAAUGUCCUCCGAAGACGACUCUCGCGUCCUUGUGUUGGAGGAGCAAGUGAAGAGUUUAUCAGAUGAGUUAAUGCAAUGUCAGGCAGACAAGGAGUUUGUGUGGUCCCUAUGGAAACGCCUGCAAGUGGCAAAUCCAGACUUGACCCAGGCUGUCAGUUUGGUGGUUGAGCGUGAGAAACACAAAGCUGAGAUCAAGGACAGGAAAGUGUUGGAGAUCCUACAGUCCAAAGACUACAAGAUACAGGAGCUGGAACAGAAAGUGACAGGGCAGCAGCAGGAGAUUAACAACUUGGUACACAGGAGGACGACAGUGGACGAGGAGAGUGCCCUAAUGAAGAAGGAGCUGACAGCUCUGCGUGAACAACUGGUCAAUAACAGUCAGGAACUUAAGGAAAUGAAGAUGGAGUGUCGGAGAAAAGAGGAGGAGGAGCGGCAGGUGGUGCGGGCUCUAGAGGAGGAGAAAGAGGGAUUAACUUCCCGCUGGGCCGCCCUGCGAGCUGACCUGGAGGAGAAAGAGAGGCAGGCCAACAGCCAACGAGACCAGAGGGAUGCCGCACAGGCCAGAGUCAAGGAGUUGGAGGAAGAGCUACACAGCACUCGGCAGGAGUUGUCCAGCUUGCAGAGCCACAGUCGCAGUCUACCAGCUCAGCUUUCCUCCAAAGAGAACGAGGUGGCAGCAAAAGAGGGGCAGCUCAAUCAACUUCGCUGUGAGCUGGCAGAGGUGCAGACGCUGUACAGACAGAGCACAGAGCAUGCAGCAGAGCAGAGCCAUCUGAUCAAGCAACUGGAAGGACUGAACCUUGACACUCAGAGAGUCCUGAGGAACCAAGAAGAGGCACAUACUGCUGACACCACCUCCUAUCAGAGGCUGUACAAAGAGUUGAGUCAGUGCUACCAGGCCCUCGUGUCGAGUGAGGCCAACCUCCGUCAGAGUCACCAGAACCUCAGCAGCCUGCUGGCUCAAAAAGACCAACACAUCCUGCAGCUACAGGCACAGCUGCAACAGCAGCAGCAGGAACAGAUCCAACAGCAGCAACAGCAGGCUCAGCACACGCCCCUUAAACCCUCAACAAACAGACAAACCAACUUUAAGGCAGUGGUGUCAGAGCAGGUUGACGCUGCAGCUCAGAGGUCUAGCCCUGAUUCUGACUGGGCCCCCACCCGAGGCUCAGAUCCCAGGCCAGAGGAUAAGACCCUUCAACGGAGAUCCACCACUUCUGUCAGAGGACAGCAGGGUGCACCAGUGCAGCGAUCCAGGUCUCUGUCCCCAGCCAGCAGUGUGGAGUCAGGUAGCGAGAGGAGAAGAGGGGCAGAACAGAGGAUUAAAGACCUUGAGGAGCUGCUGCAAUUGAAGGUGGAGGAGAACGAAGAGCUGAGGAGAGCUCAUGAUAAGCGCCGUGAACGCCUGUGUCUGAUUCAGACCAGCUACAAGACAGUCAGGGAGCAGCUGAAAGCGCUGGAGAAAUCAAAUGGCUUGCCAGGUGGAAGGAUGCAGCGCGCAGAACCGUGGCAGCUAAGACAAGAGAACAGUGAUGCGGUGUGGAAUGAGCUGGCCUACUUGAAAAACCUCACCAGGAAACUCUCCAUUGAAAAAGCUGGUGUGGAAGAAGAACGGGACAUGCUGCGAGUCCAGGCUGCCAUGGACCGGGCCACAGUGAAGGAGCUCCACUUGUGUCUUGCUAAUGAGCACCAAGAAUUGCUUCACAAAGUGGUGGAGGAGCACCAGGUCAAAAGCAGCACUCCGAAAAAGCUUUCUGUUUCUUCAGAACGAAUGGAACAGUCAUUUAAAAAGAUUGAACAGCUGGAGCGGAGGAUGGUGUCCCUGGAGAAGGAGACAGAGAGGUUGAGGGAGGAGAAAGAGCAGCUACUCGAGGCCAAGGAAGACUUGGCCCACAACUGCCGCAGACUCCAAGCCUCCCUGGAUCAUCUGCGAACCCAGGAAGCUGUCCGUGAAGAGGCAGCCCAGGCCCAGGCCCUGGCCCAGGGGGAGCGGCAUCGCUGCGAGAUCAUGGCUUUAGAAGGCCGGCUGGCUGCCUCUCAGAAAGAGGUUACCAAGCUUCAUCAUCAGUUGCUGAAGCUGAGACAGGAGCUGGGGAUCCUCAGAGCAGCCAGGGACUUCUAUAGGAACCGUGUAGCAGCACCAACGCGGCCGGGCGGGAUUACUAGCAACAUUAGCAGCAAGGUCAAAUUCAAAACAGCCAGGCUCAGAGGUCCGCUACAUCAGCACAGCCACCGAACAGUCAGCCCCAAUCAAGCCAUCAGCUGGCAAGGCCGCAGCCCCAGUCCCACUAAGGACGAGUGGGAGGACAUGAGCGUAGAUAGUGACAGUGAAGAAGAGUACGUGGACAGUCUCAACGGUGUGCCCUCGGGGACAGUGGCUCACAGACAACACGCUGAGAGCAAGUCCUACAGGUGUUCACUGAUCUCGAACACAGCGGCGUCAUCAGCAGAAUCCAACAGAAAACAACAUCAUGUUCUGGCCCAAGACGAUGAACAGCAUGAGCCCUGGGACCGAGGGACGAGAGGAGAGAAAAGGAGGUGGAGGAGGAAGAGGAUGCUAAUGAAGACCCAGCACUGCUCCUCCUCUUCUCUGCAGCAGCGCAUAGAGUCCCUACAGCGUCACGUUGACAUACUGCGAAGUGCCAGGAAAGACGCUGUGCUUUCAGCCAGAGAGCUGCGAAGGGCCAAUGAGAAGAUCACGGCACAGCUCGACUCCCUCACUGAGAAACUCUGCAGCAGCCAGCAGCUCACACAGAAGCUGACCUCUGACCUGGCUGGUAAGGAGCAGCAGAAAAAGGUUCUGGAGAUGGAGCUGGAGCAGUGGAGGCAGAUCACAAUCCCGCAGCAAACUGCACCACCAGCAGUACCAGCAGCACCAGUAAACAACACAGAAUGUUCCUGCCAGUGCAGGACAGUGCCCGCCCCAGCAAAUACUGCCCUUCAGGCACUGGAGGCUGAGGUCAAACAACUUCAAGCCAGACUGAAGAGUGCAAGUGCGGAGGUCACAAGGCAGGUGGCAGCUAACAAAGCCCUGCGAGGCCAACUCCAGGAGAAGGAGGACAAGCUCCGCCAGCUGCAAGACAAGACGAGCCACACGGAGCGAGAUGUGAAUAUGAAAAGGCAGCUUGUGGAGGACUUGAAGACAAGACUGAAGUUCCUGCAGGAGAUGGAGAAAAGUUACCGUGGGCAAGUGGAGGAGCUGGAGAAGAAGGUGAAGACUUUAUCAGAGGAGGCCACCAACAGGAAGGCCCUCAUUGAUUCUCUAAAGAGGAGACUGAAUGUUGCGACCACAGAGAAAAGCCAGCAUGAGGCCUCCUGCAAAAAACUGAAGGAAGACCUGGAAAAAAAGGAGCAACGCAUGCAUGCCUUACAGGCUCGCGUAGGAGCCAGUGAGCAGGCUUUGGCUGCACUGGAACAGACAGCCACUGAGCAAAUGGAGGGGUUGACCCAGCAGAGCUCCCACGCUUUGGACAGGCUUCAGAGACAGCUAGGCCAGGCCUACUCCCAGCUGGAGCAGCUUCAUUCCUUCAUUAAGGCCCUGGCCAGUGAAAUACUUUUAGACGUUCAAGAGGUCAAGCAGCAGUUGAUGAAGAGGAGGAGGUUGAGGCAGGCCAACGCUGUGGCAGCAAAGGGCGGCCUCUCAGCCAAGUCUAUGAUCAAAGCCAAGUCCAUCGCUGCCUCCAUCCUCAAUAUGUCAGAGAAUGAUCUUGCGGACAUAAUGGACACUGACCAGGGGGCAGAGGCCCGUUCAGAGAGUCCCAGAGACCAGGAGUGGCUCGACCACCUCAACCACAUUCUCCAGCAGAAGAUCCCCUCUGCCGGCCAGCUAAUGGAGGCUGUGCGCGUGAAGAUGAAGGAGAGGAAACUGCUGACAGAAGAGCUGGCCACGCUCGCAACACCAGUCAGCGAAAAAGCCUGACUCCCUGGGCUGAGGCUGGGAAAACUGUCAUCCUCUUCUUUUUCUCCCUCCCUUCUUCACUCCCUCCCCGGUACCUACUCAGUGGGAGCUGGGCUGAGCCAAGCUGAGCCGGGGCAGCAGAACCAAUAUUUGUGAGAAAAGCGCUGUCGACUCACUCUGGGCCACUGGCUCAACACAGCAGCCCGGCUUUUGUAAAUGAGCCCUCGACAUCUGUGUUAGCGCUCAGUGCACUAUGUCUAUCAGACAGGGCCCUUUAGCGCCAAGCUAAUUUACAGUGGAGCCACUCUCCCCCCACUCUCAACGCAGACCUGGGGUGAUAAGGCAAAUGCUUACGCUAAUAUUUAAGUUAGUUUUUUUGCUCUCUUUUACCUCUCCCCCCUAAUUUAUUUGGCACCUGGAGGACCUUAGGGUGCAGGGACUUGACCUAGCGAUGCCAAGUCGACACUUUGAGAAAGUCAAGAGUGCAGCACAGACCAGAAUAUUCAGAGAGCUUAGAUCCAUUUUUCAUAUCUGAUACCACACUGCUCAUAGAGAACAUAUUCAGUGACUGCAUUUACAUGCACACUAAUAAUCUACUUUUUUAAAUAUAAGAAUAUUUUGAAUUUGGUCAUGUGGUCAUGUCAACAGCAUAUUCCAAAUUAGGACAUGUAUACAGCUUUUUCUGAAUUUGCGUCUCAACUCUGCCGCAGUUUGUGACACACGACGUCUCGCCUGUUUACAGUCAGCAUUGUAAGUUGUCAUAGAUACGCUGUACCCAAACCAACGCACCAACAGUUUGCAAGAGUAGAUGUAUGCCCAAAAAGAAAAGCCUACAUUUCUGGUCAGAGGGAGAGACACGCCUACUUUUAGACUUUGUAAAAGACUUGGGUAUCAUUAGGUAUUUAGAUAUGCACAAAUGUGGCAACAUCGAUCUUUCCAAAAUGCUGGUCAAAGGAAAGAAAGAUGGAGGCUGUGUUUGCACGGUCCAGCGAGUGUGCCACUGGUUGAAAACUUUUUCAAAAAUCCUGUUUUGACGCAAAAAAAAACAAAAUGGCACAAGCGGCUCCAGUCGUCAUGUUUGGGCACGUCAAUCAGAGUAUGCACGCUUGCACGUAAACAAGACUAUUAGUGAAAUAUUCAUUUUGAUCAGCCAUGUAAACAGCUUAGUAGGAAAAUUGUCUUUUUUGGAAUAAGGGCAAAAAACGGAAUAUUAAGUGCAUGUGAACAUAGCCAUUAAUUGAAACCCGCUGAGUUUUAUCCAUCAAAUUCACUGCAAGUAUUUAUUUUAUGAAGGAAAUUAUCUUUGUUUUUGGGUGUUUAAAAUGUGUUGCAGCUUCAACUCUGUCAGUAUUUGUUCUUUUUAUAAUUUAUUUGGUAAUGAUGUUACAUUUUAAUGAGUAUCUUUUGAAAACCUUUUCUAAAUUUCUUAAUAAAAAACAAUUU
Molecule: messenger RNA, 5685 nt
Organism: Epinephelus moara (kelp grouper)
Lineage: Eukaryota; Metazoa; Chordata; Actinopteri; Perciformes; Serranidae
Gene: cntln
Product: centlein, centrosomal protein
Exons: 27
Coding region: 346-4263 (1305 amino acids)
Biological process (GO): centriole-centriole cohesion; protein localization to organelle
Cellular component (GO): centriole; centrosome
Source: RefSeq, a predicted model, not a curated record